ACAUUAAUGGAAUAACCCCGAGAUUUUCUUUACAAAGUAUCCAAUUAGAUUUGGGACAGCGAAAGUGUUGUAGGGUUCUGUCCGAAUCUAAACAGAGAAGAGAGAAGGGUUUUGUCCGAAUCUAAAGUGUUCUAGAGUUUUGUCCGAAUACUAUGGUUCUCAAACCUUUCGCAGCCGUGACGGCGAGGGAAGGGUGUUCGAGCGAGUUGGAGAGGGAGGCCAUGGAGGUUUCAUCGGGCGUUGACGAUUCGCGCCAGAGAAAGCGUAAGGCCGAGCUCGAUCCAGAGGAAGAGAGCGAUGGUGAGAUUGGAGAAGGCAGAAUUGAGGAGAGCGAGGAUGAUGAUGACAAAGAUCCCUUAGCGGUGCCAGAGUGGGAUGUGGACAGCUUCGAUGGUGUGGUCUAUACUUCCUCUUCGGAGCCUGAUCGUGAAAUCAUGGAGAAAGCUAUCAAUGACUAUCGCAUCUGUAAAAAACAGCUCAUCACCAGCAAGGGUUUCAUGGUGGAUCCAUCGCUUAGGCCACAUUAUUUGUACAAAAGAAUCGGCCACUUAAAUUUUAAUGACAGUGGAUUCAACAGAGAUUACUGUGAAAAGAUGGUCUCUGUAUGUCUUGAGAGGCAUAACCAAGACAAGGGUUCGAAUGUGGAGUUUGUUGAAGUGGUGAGAGCUAACUAUCGAGGGGGUCCGAGACCCAAGUCAUACAUUACAUUCAUGGCCAGGGAGAAACCGGAUGGGCCUCUUGUUGAGUAUCAAGCCAAAGGUAUGGCUACUCUUGACAGGAAGAAGCAUCCCAUCCUCUGUAGAGCGUCUCCUACGCCAACGCCUCAAAACCAAAACUUCUAGUCAUAUAUAAGGUUCUCUGGAACCAUUUUUCGAUAAGGCUCAAACAUGUUUAGCAAUAUUUCAUAGUUGGCUUUGUCUUAGAGCUUUGCUUGCAUAAAAUUGGUUCACCGUACUCCUACAAUAUGCUGGUAUUUAGCAAUAUUAUGCCAAUCGCUUAGAUUUUUGGUUGGA
Raphanus sativus (radish) is the source of this 1013-nucleotide messenger RNA. RefSeq lists its product as uncharacterized. Bases 153 to 842 code for a protein of 229 amino acids. NCBI's taxonomy places the organism in Eukaryota, Viridiplantae, Streptophyta, Magnoliopsida, Brassicales, Brassicaceae. The record is from RefSeq and is a predicted model, not a curated record. The transcript is spliced from 3 exons.